GGCGGGCGAAGGCGGGAGCGCGCGGGAGCCGCGGGCGGGCCGCAGGAAACAUGAAGGUCAUCACCUGUGAAAUCGUGUGGCAUAACAAGGAGCCGGUUUACAGCUUGGACUUCCAGCAUGGAGCGGAUGGGAGGAUGAAUCGCCUGGCCUCGGCAGGGGUGGACACGGCCGUGAGGAUCUGGAAGGUGGAGAAGGGCCCGGAUGGAAAAGCCAUCGUGGAGUUCCUGUCCAACCUGGCGCGCCACACCAAGGCCGUGAACGUCGUGCGCUUCUCUCCCAGCGGGGACAUCCUGGCCUCAGGAGGGGAUGAUGCUGUCAUUUUGCUGUGGAAGCUGAAUGACAGCAAAGAGUUGGAGCCGUUGGUGUUUCAGGAUGAUGAUGAAGCUCAGCUCAACAAGGAGAACUGGGCAGUCAUUAAAACUUUGAGAGGCCACUUGGAAGAUGUGUAUGAUAUUUGUUGGACCUCAGAUGGAAAUUACAUGGCAUCUGCUUCUGUGGAUAACACAGCAAUCAUGUGGGAUGUCAAUAAAGGACAGAAAGUUUCAAUAUUUAAUGAGCACAAGAGUUAUGUCCAAGGAGUCACCUGGGAUCCUCUGGGCCAGUAUAUUGCAACCCUGAGUUGUGACAGGGUCCUGCGAGUUUACAGCACCCAGACCAAGCGAGUGGCCUUCAAUGUCACCAAGAUGCCAUCGGGGUCAGGAGCUGAAGGAGAGGUGAGGAGCUUUCGGAUGUUCCACGAUGACAGCAUGAAGUCGUUCUUCCGCAGGCUCAGCUUCACCCCUGAUGGCUCCUACCUGCUCACUCCAGCUGGCUGUGUGGAAUCAGGAGAGAACGUUACCAACACCACCUAUGUUUUCUCCAGAAACAAUCUUAAAAGGCCCGUGGGUCACCUGCCCUGUCCUGGCAAGGGCACUCUGGCUGUUCGCUGCUGCCCUGUGUACUUUGAGCUGAGAGCAGCCUCUGCUGCAGAUGAAAUCAGCCCCAAAUCCCCCCCUGCCCUGUUCAGCCUCCCCUAUCGAUUGGUGUUUGCUGUUGCCUCCGAGGAUUCUGUGCUGUUUUAUGACACUGAGCAGUCCUUCCCCUUUGGUUAUGUCUCCAACAUCCAUUACCACACCCUGAGUGACAUUUCAUGGUCCAGUGAUGGAUCCUUCCUGGCCAUUUCCUCCACGGACGGGUACUGCUCCUUCGUCACCUUCGAGGAGGAUGAGCUGGGAGUGCCCCUGAAGGAGAAGCCCCAGAUCCCUGUCAGGACUCCUGGAGGAACAGCAGCAGACAAGAAAGCCAAGAAAAGCCAAUCCCACAAAGUGAUUUCCCCAGGCUCCAGGCUGCCAGAGGGGACCCCUCCCAGCAAGGAUCCCCCAGGGCAACCCCGAACCCCCAGCACUGCUGGGAAGGAGCUGCCUUCAACCCCUGUGGGCAUCAAAAGCACCCCAGUGCCAUCCCCUUCCACCCCUGUGGGCAUCAAAACCACCCCAGUGCCAUCCCCUUCAACCCCUGUGGGCAUCAAAAGCACCCCAGUGCCAUCCCCUUCCACCCCUGUGGGCACCAAAGCCACCCCAGUGCCAUCCCCUUCAACCCCUGUGGGCACCAAAACCACCCCAGUGCCAUCCCCUUCCACCCCUGUGGGCACCAAAGCCACCCCAGUGCCAUCCUCAGAGGAGAGGAGGAGCAGCCAGAGCAGCAGAGCCCCCCAGCCCAGGAGGGUCACCCUCACCACUCUGCAGUCCUGUUUCAAAACACCCAGGAGAAUAAACUUGAUUUCCUUGAAGCCAGAGAGCCCAGCCUCUGCAGAUCCAGAGCCAGCCCCCAUGUCCAUCCCUCCUUCCUCAGAGCAGGAGCAUGAGAAGCCAUUGCCAUCUGAUGAGAGCCUCCAAGCUCCCCCAGCCCCAAAACGUGCCAGGACUGAGGAUUUGUCCCUUCCUGCUCCUGCUGGAGACCAGACCAGCUGUGAGUCCAACAAAUAAAGGCUGAGCACACCCCUCCCAGCCUGAAUCCAAGCAGCCAUGUCUGAAUUCAUUUCUUUUUGCAAAAAUUCAAUCCUCAAUUCCCAGUCCAAGUUCCCGGGUUUGAUGUAGAAACAUCAACAUUUCUGUGAAACUGCCAGUAGAAGAUCCAGGUUUCAGGAAUGUCCUGCAGCAGGAGAAAUAGUUGGGAAGUGACUUCAAGAAUAAGGAAAUCAGGGAAAUCUGGGGAUUAAAAAUCCAUCCAGUAAGAUGUGAGUCUCCACCAGAGUUCCUAAAUCAUGUUUAGAAAGCAUCAUGCCUUCCAGUAACUGGCUGGCAAAAAGAAUCCAAUGCAUUCAUGAGAUUUGAUGUUGUUCAAGACUUAAAAAAGGAGGAAAUUGUGUCAUUUUGUGUUAUUCCUGGUGUAAAAUGAUGCUCCCAGGGGCUGUGGGGUGGAGCUGAUGCACUCUGAGCUCAGCACAAAGCUCAGGGCUGGGAUGUGCAAGCAGAAAUGAGAAGAUUGAACUUCUUUCAAGAACAAGAAAGCAAAAGGAGGAAAUUCUCUGAAGAGCUGCUGGGAGAAUGAAACAGCAGAAAGUUCUUCUUGUUUCAUUCCUGCACUGAAAAAAGAAAUGCAGCUGUGGGAUUUUCCUGAGGCAGCAGGAUUUGAGAUUUGAGUGUGUACAUUGAAAUUUCCCCUUUUCCCCAACUCCCUUGGCCAAUAAAACACAAUCCAGUGGAUGGG
Melospiza georgiana is the source of this 2688-nucleotide messenger RNA. It is a transcript of the gene CHAF1B, whose product is annotated as chromatin assembly factor 1 subunit B. Lineage: Eukaryota; Metazoa; Chordata; Aves; Passeriformes; Passerellidae. Bases 51 to 1964 code for a protein of 637 amino acids. The record is from RefSeq and is a predicted model, not a curated record. The transcript is spliced from 14 exons. Gene Ontology annotation, molecular function: protein binding. Gene Ontology annotation, biological process: DNA replication-dependent chromatin assembly; nucleosome assembly. Gene Ontology annotation, cellular component: CAF-1 complex; nucleus.